UUGUUUUGCUUUCUUUGAGUGACUGAGAAGAACAGUUAAGUUUGAGAUGGAUUGGAGGAACCACCCGCAGUACACGCCAAAGAGGAAUGCGUACGUUAAGGGUAUUGUGGACUCUUUGGGUAUUUCGGAGCAGGAGGCGGCCAGGUUUGAGCAGCAGAUUUGGAACAGUGCACCCUCUCUUCAGGAGUACCCCCAAAUGUUACGAGCAAAACUAGAUUCAUUGAAACAGCAGCGCCAGCAGCAUAUUCAGAAACAACAAAUGUAUCAACAACAGCAGGUGGUCACUUCGCAACAGCAACAAUUGAUUCGGGUGCCCAUUUCGAACAAUUACGUCAUGAGUGCCCAACAACAGCCAUCGGCCCAAAUGCCUCCUCAAGGCAACCCAAUGAUGAUUCAGCAGCAACAACAACAACAACAGGCACGACUGGCUCUAACAGGAAACCUGAUGUCCCAAAUGCAGCAUCGGAUGCAAGGUGGGGGAGGGCCAGUGGGGUUACCACAUGGGGGCAAUGUGAGCAGUGUCCCCUGGGGAGCAGGAGGUGUAGAGGGUGUGGGCAGGAUGGCAACUGCAUCUUCUGGAGUGCCGGUUUCGAUGUCCUCCCUCCCAGGGGGUAUUCCUCAACAGGGGGUUGGACUCCCGACAUCUGGACAGCAACAAGGAGCACCAGCUAUGAUGGGUAUGCAUGGACAAGCCGUGAAGCCGGCCGUUGGGAAUGUGCCAUCUUCCCAGGCUGUGAUGAUGACGUCACCAAACACAGGCAUGAACAGUUCCUCAGCAGCUGCAGUCGGUGGUCUUAAAAUGGUCGCAAAUGGACCUGACCUAAUGGUUCCCAUCUCGGCGGCGGCAGCCAUGUCCAACGUCUCAUCACUCAGUGGCUACAGCAACCACUAUCCAACCAGUCAACUACAACAUCAACAGCACCCAUCGUCUCAACUAACGAUCGGAGCCCAGAUGACUUCGAACCCCAACUCAAUGAUGUCAUCAACUUCGCCGGCAGUUCAAAUGGCGUCUCCAAGUGGAGUGGGAAUGCACGCGUACUCUCCUCAUCUCUCAACAUCGGCAGCCAACUCGAGUUUUAACAACGUGAUGAGUAAUCCGUCGCCUGUGGCGCCGAGUUCAGUCGAAAAUACCAUGCCAGUCUCCACGCAACAUUCAGGGACAGGCGUGAAUUUACAAGGGCAGCAAACGCAACAACAAAGCUCAGCUUCGGGUCAUCAAAUAUCGGAGCACUACGCAGAGAAGAUCCGGCAGCAGAUUUUGAAGUUCACAUCUUCAGUCAACAAAUCGCUCUCUUCUAUCGAAACCACACCUCUGUGGACCCCAGGAAUCCAAAGGGUGUACGAGUGUGGCAAAGGGGGAAUGAGUAGACUGAACCAACUCUCACAUGCCGAAUUGGAGCUAUUCAGUCGCGAGAUAAAAUCAUUCCACCAGAAAUACAGCAAAAAUAAACCACCCAAUACCUCAGAAAAGGUCAUCCGUGCCAUCACCGAUAUUCUCCCUAUGCCGAGUCUCAAUUACAACCUGAACAAAGUCUUCAAUGAACCAAAGCGAAUCGCGAAGGGGUCCUUGAUCACGUGUCCGGGCAAGAAGCCGAAGGUGGGAAUCGAAUCCUACUUGUUAGAAACUGACAACGAUAAAAGCGAGGUCGAUUCGCAAAGAGAAGAAUUGAAGUUGCAACUGCAGAAAGAAAUAGCAGUGAAUUCGGAGAAUUUCGACAUCAAGUUUGCAAAGGACUUUAACUAUUCGUCAGACCCGAUUGUGUUAAAUUGCUGCCUGAAAAACAAAAGGAAUUCUGAAACAGUUGCUGUCCUUCAAAUCUCAGUGUUUUCUGACUACCCAGAUGAGGCAGUAGAGGUCAAAUUACUGACAUCAGCGGAAGCGAAACUGGAUGAAAAACAUAAAAAUCAUUUUGUGGGAGAAAUGGGAAAAUCAGAAGAACUAGAAAUCAAAAAAGCCUCAGAUAGAUUUCAAUCUAUGUUAAACUCAUCCCAAAACUGUAGCUUUUCGCAUGCUUUGAACAAGUUUGUGAUUUUUAAUAGUAAAGGUUAGUUUGGCUGACAAUUUUGUUUAAUUUAGUUUUUCCUCGAA
Molecule: messenger RNA, 2089 nt
Organism: Symsagittifera roscoffensis
Lineage: Eukaryota; Metazoa; Xenacoelomorpha; Acoela; Convolutidae
Exons: 10
Coding region: 47-2050 (667 amino acids)
Source: RefSeq, a predicted model, not a curated record